AUGGCAACAAAAUUCUCUAUUCACAUUUUGUCGAUUUACUACCCAAAAGAACUUCGUGAAAAUGAUCCAAGUUUACAAAAACCAUCUGAAGACAAAUUAAAAGAGAAAAUAGAAAAAACACGUCAAGUUCUUGAAGCUCUUGUAUCAUUUAAAGUAUCAGCUGCUAUAUCAAUUCAACAUGCAGAAAAACAAGCACUUGUCUUGUUCAAUACAUUCGUUAUAGAUCAUCACAACAAGAACCUUCUUUUAAUUUCUGAUGCUAAACAAUGUAUUAUUCAAAUUUUUGAAGUUCAAAAAGAUCUUAUGGAACCACCUCGAUUUAAUCCUCCAGUUCCAAUUCUUCAUUCACCGACACGAAAAGUUACUAUAAAAGAACAACAAAAUUGGAAGAUCUCAUUAUGUAUUUCCAAUUGGAAAAAUACUAAAGCUCGUGAAGCAGUUGAUAUGCGUGCUAAAGUGGAAAAACAAAUAGCUAAGAAACAAAAAGAAGAAAAAGAAGAACAAUUACGUGAAUUAGCUCUUCAUGCUCGAACAGGCAUUUGUCUUGCUGAUAAGAGUGAUGAUCAAAGUGCUGAACGUGAUCAAAUCCGAUAA
Messenger RNA from Rotaria sordida, 594 nucleotides. NCBI's taxonomy places the organism in Eukaryota, Metazoa, Rotifera, Eurotatoria, Philodinida, Philodinidae. The record is from the annotation of a GenBank genome assembly.